Messenger RNA from Hippocampus zosterae (dwarf seahorse), 2461 nucleotides. RefSeq names its product DEAD (Asp-Glu-Ala-Asp) box polypeptide 27 (gene ddx27). Bases 102 to 2369 code for a protein of 755 amino acids. The transcript is spliced from 21 exons. Lineage: Eukaryota; Metazoa; Chordata; Actinopteri; Syngnathiformes; Syngnathidae. The record is from RefSeq and is a predicted model, not a curated record. Gene Ontology annotation, molecular function: ATP binding; nucleic acid binding; RNA helicase activity.
UCGUCACUUCCUGUUUCGUCGCCACACGUUGUGUACGUGCCGACCCGUAUUUUUAUAGUCACGUAGAAAACAAGAACCCAAAGACAACCUAUUAGUUAGCCAUGUUGGAGCAACUGGGUCUGAUCGGAACCAUCCAGGACGACGAGCAGAGUCCGGAAGAAUCCGACAGCGAGUCCGAGCAUGAGGAAGAACCGAUCGUCCUGAACCGGAAGAAGAAGUUUGGCAACCAAAGUGGCGGCGCCAGAGACUUCAACCAUGACUUUGUGUUUGGAGAACGAGAUGCGUUGGACCACGGAGACGACUGGGCCAUGGCCGACGUCAUGAAGCAGCUCAAGAAGAAGAGAAGUCUCACCACUUUGGACCAGAAGAUUGAAAAGGUCCGGAAAAAGAGGAAGGCAGAAGAGAAAGUGUCUGCGGGUGAAGAAGACUCUGCGGUGAAGAAAGAAACGGCUGAGGAGGAGGACGUGAAGCCUUGUGACGAGGACACUGAUGACGAGGACGAGUUCAACUCUGAUGACGAGCGAGUUCUCACCCAAGCAGACACGCUGAAGGAGAAGCAACGUCGUGGGAGGAAGAGGAAGGCAGACGAGGAGGCAGAGGUGCAGUCAUUCCACGAAGAUGCGUCGCAGUUUGACGACACACUCAGCUUUGACGACAUGAACCUGUCCAGACCAAUCCUGAAGGCCAUCACGGCGAUGGGCUUCAAGCAGCCCACUCCAAUCCAGAAGGCUUGCGUUCCCGUCGGGCUCCUCGGCCGAGACCUCUGCGCCUGCGCCGCUACCGGCACGGGAAAGACGGCCGCCUUCAUGUUACCGGUCUUGGAGCGCUUGGUUUACAAGCCCAGGACGUCCCAGGUGACCCGGGUGCUGGUUCUGGUCCCGACGCGUGAGCUGGGUAUCCAAGUUCACACGGUGGCACGGCAGCUGGCCCAGUUCACCUCCAUCACGACGUGCCUGACUGUCGGCGGUCUGGACCUGAAGUCUCAGGAGGCGGCGUUGAGGGCCGGUCCGGAUGUCCUUAUCGCCACCCCAGGCCGACUCAUCGACCAUCUCCACAACACGCCCAGCUUUGAGCUCACGCACAUCGAGAUCCUCAUCCUAGACGAAGCGGACAGAAUGCUGGACGAGUAUUUCGAGGAGCAGAUGAAGGAGAUCAUCAGGCUGUGCUCGUACAACAGACAAACCAUGUUGUUCUCCGCCACCAUGACCGAGGAGGUGAAAGACCUCGCGGCCGUCUCGCUGAAGCAGCCCGUCCGGAUCUUCGUGAACAGCAACACGGACGUGGCUCCGUACCUGCGGCAGGAGUUUGUGCGGAUCCGAGCCAACCGCGAGGGCGACCGAGAGGCGGUGGUGGCCGCUCUGCUCACCAGAACCUUCCAGGACCACGUGAUGGUUUUCACGCAGACUAGGAAGCAAGCGCACCGACUGCACAUCCUGCUGGGACUCAUGGGCCUCAAGGUCGGGGAGCUGCACGGAGAGCUCAGCCAGAACCAGAGACUGGAGAACCUCAGGCGUUUUAAGGACGACCAGAUUGACAUCCUGGUGGCGACGGACGUGGCGGCCAGAGGUCUGGACAUAGACGGCGUCAAAACGGUCAUCAACUUCACCAUGCCGUCCACCGUCAAGCACUACGUCCACCGCGUGGGCCGCACGGCCAGAGCGGGGCGCUCGGGACGCUCCGUCUCGCUGGUCGGCGAGUCGGAGAGGAAAACGUUGAAGGAAGUCGUCAAGUCGGCCAAGAGCGCCGUGAAGGCCCGCGUGCUCCCUCCGGACGUCAUCCUCAAAUUCCGGGACCUCAUUUCCAAACUGGAGAAUGACGUGGAAGCUGUGGUGAGGCUGGAGAAGGAAGAGAAAGAGAUGGCUGCUACGGAGGCCAAGCUGAGUGUGGCCCAGAAGCGUCUGGAUGGCUCCGGCACCAACGACACUCAGCGAGUUUGGUUCCAGACGCAGCAAGAAAGGAAGCAGAGCCGCAUAAACAAGGCGCUGCAGGACUUUGACUUGGCUCUGCGAGGGAAGAAGAAGCGCGCCAAGUUUAUGAAGGACAGCAAGAAGAAAAACAUGACGGCGGAGGAACGCGCUCAGUUUGAGAUCCUGAAGGCACAAAUGUUCGCCGAGCGAGCCGCAAAGCGCGAGCGCCGGCCCAAGAGAGCCCGAGCCAUGGCUGAGGAUGAGGAUCAGGCGCCCCCUAAAGCCAAUCAGAAGACAAAAAAAGGAGGCAAUGCGGGACACAAGUCUGCUUUCGACAAAGAGUUGACCAACGUCAGCAACAAAGCCAUCAAACAGUACAGAGCGGGGCCGUCCUUUGCAGACAGGAAACGUCUUGGUAUGGACCGCAGGCGCUCAGGAGGCUCCAGGUUCAAGAGGAAGUGAGCAGGCUCGCAAACGUCGUUCGCUUUGUCUUGUGUCCAAGUCUUUGGUGUUCACGCUCAUCUAGUUGUUUUGAAAUAAAAGUCAAAAAGAAC